AAUUUCCCAAAUUAUGGCUUUCCAAGUAAAUUCAGUUGGCCUCAUCAGUUUGAUCAUCCUUCUUCUUCUGCCAUUCAUUUCGACCGGUCCGGUGGCUAAACCCGGAUGCCCGGACCGGUGUGGGAAGCUAUUGAUUCCAUAUCCAUUUGGAAUCGGGCCGGAUUGCUCCCUCGACCCGUCCUUCAACAUCAGCUGCAUAACAUCCACUUCAACGGAUCCUCCAAAAGCGUACAUCACCAUUCUUGAUAAAGAAGUGAUCGAAAUAAGUGAAACUUACGUUCGGGUCAAGUACCCGAGCUUCGUGGCGACCACUUGCUACGAUGGCUUGCGGGAAUAUGAGAAGCACGGUGCGCCCCUGAAUCUGUCAGGGACUCAGUACACGCUGUCGUGGGAGAACUUGCUCACCGCCAUCGGCUGCGACGAUAUGGUGCUGGGAACUCAACAGACAGACGGCGGUACCAGUUUGGCGGGGACCAGCUGCGCCUCGUUUUGCACCGGCGGCGAGGGCUACUGCCCCGAUAACGGUUUCUUGACGGUGCUCGGCAAUGGUUGUUGCCGUGCCGGCAUUACCGGAGGUCAUUUUCAACCUCUCUCACUAUAUUUCUUGAGCACUCCCAAUGCACUCGGCGAUAAAAACCAGCGUUUUAACGCCGGGUAUCGCCGAGUAUUCGCCGGCAAUGGGGAGAAGUCGGCGUUUUUCCGGCGUUAA
Molecule: messenger RNA, 709 nt
Organism: Salvia hispanica
Lineage: Eukaryota; Viridiplantae; Streptophyta; Magnoliopsida; Lamiales; Lamiaceae
Source: RefSeq, a predicted model, not a curated record